GACCGCCGCCGCAUUAACGCGCCUCCGGGUGGAACAGCACCUCCAGUUUUCGCAACCCCUCCAGAUCUCAAUCUCUCCCGACCAACACGAACACGACAACCGGACGAACACCGCAAAAUCUUCCUCCGGACCGGCGUAGUCCCUUCAGCAAGCGGCAGUGCCUACUACGAAAUCCCUCCCGAAACUCCAAGCACAUCAAACGAUAUCCUCGUUCCCUCAUCGUCGAGCUUGAAAAUCACAUGCACCGUCCACGGCCCCCGCCCUCUGCCCCGAAAUGCAGCUUUCAGUCCCAACAUGCUGCUAACGACACACGUCAAAUUCGCACCUUUCGCCACCCGGCAGAGGCGAGGCUACGUACGGGACGCGAGUGAGCGAGACUUGGGCGUGCACCUGGAGACUGCUUUACGAGGGGUGAUUAUCGGCGAGAGGUGGCCGAAAAGUGGAUGCGAGGUUGUGAUCACUGUGCUGGAAGGGGAGGAGGAUGGAUGGUGGGGCGAGGCGGGAAAGGGAGGGAAAGGUGGAGGUUGGGGCAUGAUGAAUGUGUUAGCGGGAUGUAUCACCGUGGCGAGUGCGGCGCUGGCGGAUGCGGGUAUUGAUUGUGUGGAUUUGGUGUCGGGGGGUGUGGCGGCGUUGACGGGUGAUGGGAAGGAGGGAUUCGUGUUGGACCCGUCGCCUUCGGAGCAUGAUAUCAGGGCAGCGUGUGUGGUCGGGUAUUUGCAGUCGAGGGAUGAGAUUACGGAGUUAUGGUUGAAGGGUGAUUCGGGGGCGCAGUCGGAGAUGCUGAUGGAUCAGGCUGUCAAGGCUGCGACUCUGACGAGGACUGUGUUGGCGGAGGCUGUGAAGGAGGCUGCGGAG
Messenger RNA from Zymoseptoria tritici IPO323, 855 nucleotides. RefSeq lists its product as uncharacterized. The annotation marks the transcript as partial. The record is from RefSeq and is a predicted model, not a curated record. NCBI's taxonomy places the organism in Eukaryota, Fungi, Ascomycota, Dothideomycetes, Mycosphaerellales, Mycosphaerellaceae. Gene Ontology annotation, biological process: rRNA catabolic process; U4 snRNA 3'-end processing; poly(A)-dependent snoRNA 3'-end processing. The transcript has a single exon. Gene Ontology annotation, cellular component: nucleolus; cytoplasmic exosome (RNase complex); nuclear exosome (RNase complex).